Physeter macrocephalus (sperm whale) is the source of this 912-nucleotide messenger RNA. RefSeq names its product olfactory receptor family 13 subfamily J member 1 (gene OR13J1). Lineage: Eukaryota; Metazoa; Chordata; Mammalia; Artiodactyla; Physeteridae. Gene Ontology annotation, biological process: G protein-coupled receptor signaling pathway; detection of chemical stimulus involved in sensory perception of smell. Gene Ontology annotation, cellular component: plasma membrane. Gene Ontology annotation, molecular function: G protein-coupled receptor activity; olfactory receptor activity. The record is from RefSeq and is a predicted model, not a curated record.
AUGGAGCUGGUCAACAGGACAGAGGUCUCUGAGUUCCUUCUGAAAGGAUUUUCGGGCAACUCCGUCUUGGAGCACCUGCUCUUCCCUCUGUGCUCAGCCACGUACCUGGUGACCCUGCUGGGGAAUACAGCCAUCGUGGCAGUGAGCGUGCUGGACGUCCACCUGCACACGCCCAUGUGCUUCUUCCCCGGCAACCUCUCCAUCCUGGAUAUCUGCUACAUCCACCUCCUGUCGGCCCAGAAGACCAUCUCCUUUCUUGGCUGCGCAAUGUAGAUGUGUCUGAGCCUGUCCACAGGCUCCACAGAGUGUCUGCUGCUGCUCGCUGUCAUGGCCUAUGAUCGCUACCUGGCCAUCUGCCGGCCACGCAGGUACCCUGUGCUGAUGAGCCACCGGCUCUGCUUGCUGCUGGCGGGAACCGCCUGGGUACUCUGUUUCUUCAAGUCAGUGACUGAGACAGUCAUCGCCAUGAGGCUGCCCUUCUGUGGCCACCGUGUGGUCAAUCACUUCACCUGUGAAAUCCUGGCAGUGCUAAAGCUGGCGUGUGGUGAUAUGUGCAACGAGGUCUUCCUGUGGGUGGGUGCCAUCCUGCUGCUGCCCGUGUCCCUGGCGUUCAUCUGCCUGUCCUACGUGCUUAUCCUGGCCACCAUCCCGAGGGUGCCCUCAACCGCUGGACGCCACAAAGCCUUCUCCACCUGCUCGGCGCACCUGGCUGUGGUGCUGCUUUUCUAUGGCACUGUCAUCUUCAUGUACACGAAACCCAGGAGCAAGGGGGCCCGCAUCUCUGAUGAGGCCUCCACGGUCCUCUAUGCUGUGGUCACGCCCAUGCUGAACCCCGUCAUCUACAGCCUGAGGAAUAAGGAAGUGACGGAGGCCUCCAGGAAGGUGUGGGGCAGGAGAUGGACCUCCAGGUGA